Molecule: messenger RNA, 561 nt
Organism: Peronospora belbahrii
Lineage: Eukaryota; Oomycota; Peronosporomycetes; Peronosporales; Peronosporaceae
Source: the annotation of a GenBank genome assembly
AUGUCGACGCCACAUCCCGGCGACACUGCCUGGAGUAAAAUGCCAAAAGUGAACGGUGAGCUCUUUGCGUUGACAUAUGGCUCACUUGUGACACAACUUAUUAAGGAUUUUGAGGACCUCAAGGUCGUGAACGAGCAACUUGACAAAAUGGGGUACAACAUUGGCAUCCGACUAGUGGACGAAUUCUUAGCCAAGUCGGGCGUAACAAAAUGUCAGGAUUUUAAAGAGACGGCGGAGGUGGUUGCAAAAGUGGCAUUUAAAAUGUUUCUGGGUAUUAAUGUGGACGUGUCGCAAUGGAACACAGAGGGUAAUGCAUGCAGUCUAGUUAUCUAUGACAACCCACUUACAGAGUUUGUGGAGCUACCACCGAGUGCUUAUGGUGUACUGUGGUACUCAAAUGUACUGUGUGGUGUACUGAAAGGAGCUCUUGAGAUGGUACAAAUGCGUGUAGAAGCGCAGUUUGUCAAAGAUGUGCUACAGGGCGAUGAAGUGUCUGAAAUUCGAUUGGAACUGAAAGGCAUGAUGGAGGAGACCAUGGGAGACGAGUAUAAGGAAGACUAG